This is a messenger RNA of Pseudophryne corroboree (corroboree frog), 2743 nucleotides long. It is a transcript of the gene TM9SF2, whose product is annotated as transmembrane 9 superfamily member 2. Gene Ontology annotation, biological process: protein localization to membrane. Lineage: Eukaryota; Metazoa; Chordata; Amphibia; Anura; Myobatrachidae. Gene Ontology annotation, cellular component: membrane. The coding region runs from base 180 to 2147 and encodes 655 amino acids. The record is from RefSeq and is a predicted model, not a curated record. The transcript has 17 exons.
UACGUACCCGGAAGUAGCGGAGCCGCUGGCCGGAAUACCACGCUGGUCUUCUGCUGCUGCGGCCAGUAGCUGCGCACGCAGCCAGCCCCCAUCCUGACGUCAGGGCGGGUGACGUGUCUGCGGGGAGAGAAGCAGGAAGUGAAUCCUGUGAUUGUGGAUCCUGCGCUGCUGGUAACGUAAUGGCGAGACCGCUGUGCACUGCGCUGCUGGUUCUGCUGCUGGCAGCCACCGCCUCCAUCCCGAGGCCCGCAGCAGCCUUCUACCUGCCGGGCCUUGCCCCAGUUGCCUUCUGCGAGACAAAGGACGCCUCUGGGUCUGAGUGUAAGUCUGAAAUCGAGGUGUUCGUGAACCGACUGGACUCGGUAGAAUCUGUUCUCCCUUAUGAAUAUGCUGCCUUUGAUUUUUGCCAAGAAGCAAAAGAGAAGCGACCAUCUGAAAAUCUGGGUCAGGUGCUGUUUGGUGAAAGAAUUGAACCCUCUCCAUACAAGUUUAAAUUUAAAGAAAAUAAAAAAUGUGUGGAAGUGUGUACCAAAACGUACGAUACUAACCAAGCACCAAGUAAGCAGAUUCUGGAAUUCUUGAAGAAAAGUAUGCUACUGAACUACCAGCACCACUGGAUUGUCGACAACAUGCCAGUUACAUGGUGUUACGAAGUAGAAGAGAAACAGAAGUUUUGCAAUCCUGGAUUUCCUAUUGGUUGCUACAUAACAGAAGAUGGCCAUCCUAAAGAUGCAUGUGUAAUAAAUUCUGAAUUUCACGAGAGAGAUACAUUUUAUAUCUUCAAUCAUGUGGACAUAACAAUCUUUUACCAUAUUGUUGAGAAUGAAGGACACGAAGCACGAUUAGUAGCUGCUAAACUAGAACCCAGAAGCUUCAAGCAUACACAUGACGACAAACCCGACUGCUCCGGGCCUCCAAUGGAAAUUAAGAAUACACAAACUGGAGUUAUUAAAAUCCACUAUACAUAUUCUGUGACAUUUGAAGAGGAAAAAAACAUCCGAUGGGCAUCUAGGUGGGAUUACAUUCUAGAAUCUAUGCCUCACACACACAUUCAGUGGUUUAGCAUAAUGAAUUCCUUAGUGAUUGUUCUCUUCCUCUCCGGUAUGGUUGCCAUGAUUAUGCUAAGAACACUGCACAAAGAUAUUGCAAGAUAUAACCAGAUGGAUUCCACAGAAGAUGCUCAAGAAGAGUUUGGUUGGAAACUGGUGCACGGUGAUAUUUUCAGGCCACCCAGGAAGGGAAUGCUGCUAUCUGUUUUCCUUGGUUCUGGCGCGCAGAUCUUAAUUAUGACAUUUGUCACUUUGUUUUUUGCAUGCCUGGGAUUUUUGUCUCCUGCCAAUAGAGGUGCUCUGAUGACAUGCGCUGUGGUCCUGUGGGUACUGCUUGGCACUCCGGCUGGUUAUGUAGCUUCCAGAUUUUACAAAUCAUUUGGUGGUGAGAAGUGGAAAACCAAUGUCCUGCUGACCUCAUUUCUCUGUCCUGGGAUUGUGUUUGCAGAUUUCUUCCUGAUGAACUUAAUUCUUUGGGGAGAAGGUUCCUCGGCCGCAAUUCCAUUUGGUACUCUUGUGGCUAUCUUGGCAUUGUGGUUUUGCAUCUCUGUUCCACUUACCUUUAUUGGGGCUUAUUUUGGAUUUAAGAAGAAUGCCAUUGAAAACCCGGUCCGCACCAAUCAGAUCCCUCGUCAGAUUCCAGAGCAAUCAUUUUACACAAAGCCAUUACCUGGUAUAAUAAUGGGAGGAAUUUUGCCCUUCGGGUGCAUCUUCAUACAACUUUUCUUUAUUCUUAAUAGUAUUUGGUCCCAUCAGAUGUAUUACAUGUUUGGAUUCUUGUUUCUCGUAUUUAUUAUAUUAGUCAUUACAUGCUCAGAAGCAACAAUAUUACUUUGCUACUUUCACCUGUGUGCUGAGGACUAUCAUUGGCAGUGGCGUUCGUUCCUGACAAGUGGCUUUACUGCUGUGUAUUUCCUUGUUUAUGCGGUACAUUAUUUUUACUCCAAAUUGCAAAUUACAGGAACAGCGAGUACCAUAUUGUAUUUUGGGUACACUAUGAUCAUGGUUCUUAUCUUCUUCCUUUUCACUGGAACAAUUGGAUUCUUUGCUUGCUUUUGGUUUGUGACGAAAAUUUACAGCGUUGUUAAAGUGGACUGAACAAUAGCCACAGUAUGUGUGAAGAAUGCUAGGGGAACUUUAUUACAAAAUACUUGGAAUGAUGAAGAGUUCUUUCAUUUGCAGUAUUGACAUCUUUGUGGAAAACAGAAACACAAAACACAGUCCAAUUAAGCAUUAUUUGUUUUUCAAACACAAAACUUUUUUUGCUUUCUUUGCUCCUUUGCAUUGUAAUGUCGUAAUUGAAGAAGUUCAAUAAGUAUGUUUUUGUAAAUAUAACUAUGCUGUAUUUGGGAUUGACACUUCUAACAGCAGAGAGGAGGUAUAUGUAUUACACGAAUAUCAGUACUAUUAAUAAACUUUGUCUGUAAAUACAGUUUUGCUUUUAGACUCAAUAUUGGAUUAAUUAUUAUUGAAACAAGAUACAAGUUACGACAAUGUGAAAUUUGUUUUCUAUAACGUUUUGCUUUGAACUCUGGUUUGAAUAUUAUUAUUUUUUAUACUGGGUGAAAUGUCCUUCCUUACAUUGGUUUCUUUUGAUCAUUAUAUUCCAUUUAGUGAUUUGAAGACUACAAAACUAUGUGCCUCUAAGUUUCUGGAUUUUUAAAUUUGUAAUCUUAAUAAAUACUGUAAAAAUA